AUGGCCGACUCGUCGUGUCUGCUCGAGUGGCACCCGUACGCCAAGGACCGGACGAUGGGCCUCAACCACCAGCUCGCGUCGCUCUCCUGCGCGCUGGCCGAGGCGCACCACCUCGGCCGCACCCUCGUGCUUCCGCCCAGCAUGUGCCUCUUCGGGCUGCACACCGAGCGCUGGUCGGGCUCCGACGCUCCUGGCGGACGGUGCGUGCCGAUGGGCGACCUGUUCGACCUCGAGCUUCUCUCGCGGCUCGUCCCGGUGGUGCUCGGCCCGAUUGAGAACCGGACCUCGCCGCAGCAGCUGCGCGGCGCGGUCGACGUGCGGCGCGGCCUCAAAUCGGCAGAGGUGGCGAGCCAGCACCCGUGCGCGAGGGCGCCGGUGGUGCGGCGGCGCGUGGACAACUUUUGGUUCACGAUGUGCUCGAAGCGCAUCGCCGACUCAGACUCCAUCAUGGGCGCGCUGCACGCCGCGCUCGGCUCUCCUCCGUCCGCAAAGAGGCGAGAGCCGGGCACCGUAGGCGUCCCCUCCCUCGACCCCUCGGCCGGCUCUCGCACGCCGCCCCCUCCGCCCCUCCCCAGGCCGCUCAACGUCCUCCUCCGCUCGGGCCUCUUCUACUCUCAGCGCAUCAAGCGCGCGGUCCGCGCCGUGCAGCGCUCCAUCGGAGGCGCGUCCGGCAGAUGGGAUCCGGCAGACUCGGAUUCCUUGCGCGCGCUGUCCCGCGAGUACUACUCGGUGCACGUGCGCCGCUCCGACAAGCUCACCGCGUGCGACGUCAGGCAACAGCAGGCCGAGCAGCGCUCGCGCGGCCAGCUCGACUACGUCGAGCCUCCGAAGGACGUGAGGGUCGUCGGCGAGUGCAAGGUGCGCGACCAGCUGACGCGCCCCGAGGGACUGCGCCACGCGCUCUCUCUCUGGUUCCCGGAGCAGAGCCGCGUCUACAUCGGCAGCACCGAGCGGCCAGACUUCUUUGCGCCGCUGCGCUCGUCGUUCCGGCUCUACUUUGCCGAGGACUUUGGGCGCGCGCUCGCGAACGUGAGCAACAACUACGAGCUCUACGCCGUCGAGACGCUCCUCUUCUUCGGCUCGAGCGGCACCGUCGAGACGCUCGGCUACGCCGCCUCGUGGGUGCAGGACGCCUGCUUCCCGGCGGCGAGGCUGCGGGCCGAGUCUCGCUCAGGCCGGCGGGCGGCGAGGAUGCUGCCGCGCCACGCCAACGGGAGCGGCGGUGUGCGAGUCGAGUGCGUCGACCGGUUCGGCCUGGUUGCCAACGGAGUGCGGUACGGCCCCGCUUGCGUGGACAACCCGCCGUGCGGCAAGGCGAUGCCCCCCUCCCCCCUGAGAGUGCUCGAGCUGGAGGCGCUGCUCGCUCGGAGAGAGCUCGACCUCACCCGCUACAAGAACCGGCUGCGCGAGCAAGAGAUGGCGGCGACGCUGGCCCAGAGGGAGGCUGCCGCGUCGGAGGGCUCGCGGUGGAGGAGGAUCGGCGGCGGGGAGGAGCAGCCGGCCCCGAGCACGAGGUAG
Messenger RNA from Emiliania huxleyi CCMP1516, 1518 nucleotides. RefSeq lists its product as hypothetical. The transcript has 4 exons. The coding region runs from base 1 to 1518 and encodes 505 amino acids. The record is from RefSeq and is a predicted model, not a curated record. Lineage: Eukaryota; Haptophyta; Isochrysidales; Noelaerhabdaceae.